AUGCCUGCGCUUACCGGAUUUCCUGCUCUCUUCAGCGUUAUUUUCUUCUUUUUAUUCUAUUGGAACUCGCCUGCCUGUUUGGUGGUCCAGGCUGACGUGGCGGUGACGAGGCUGGUGAAUCGCGUGCUGGUGUACGGACUCGAGAACGGGCUGCCCAUGCUCUUCGACUGCGACGGCCGCGGCACCGAGAUCUACCCCACUGUGUUUGCGCUGUGGCGUGUGCCUGACCUGCUGCCGUCCUUCCUGCUCAAGGGUGGGGAGGUAUCCCGCUAUGUGCUGUCAGGGGCUGCAGGGGCUGACCUCAUGGCACCAGGCAUGCAUAUGAGAGUGAAGGGAGGGUUUAAGGAUAGUGCAGUGCCUGCGGAAGGCCUGCCAGGGUUCCGACCAGGGGAGGUGUGGUCCGUGAAGGUUCCAGGAAACUCCUGCCCCAUUGCGGUGGGCAUAACGAUGGUGGGCAGUGCGGAGGCCGUGAGAGCAGGCAUGAGAGGGAAGCUCCUCCGAAUCACCCACUACUACCGCGACUCCCUCUGGCUCCCUCCUCCCCCCUUUCCCACACCGACAGGGAGACAGCAGAGGGAUCUUAUGUGCCUUCUUGCGCCUUAUGAACAAGGGAGACACCAGAGGGCUUCCUUUCUGCGCUACCUGCUUGCGCCUGCCUGCCUGCCUGCCUGCCUGGGGUGCCAUGCCUGCUGUGCUCUGCCUCAUGCAGAGCACCACCUAACGCUCCUUCCCCCUUUCCCGUGCUUUCAGGGAGAUGGCAGAGGGUUCCUAUGUCCCCAACAAGGGCUUCUUGCCGGACCUGGUCAUGCCUGUCUGUGCGCUGCUUGUUCUCCCGCUCUCAUGCUCAACGCUUGUGCAAUCCCUUUCUCUUCCGCACCAACCCACGCCCGCAGGGAGACAGCAGAUGGCUCGUACGUCCCCAACAAGGGAUUCCUGCGGGACCUGCCCACUAUCCCGGCUCCUCUCCCCCCCCCCCCCCCUCCCUCCCCGCUUCUUGUGAUUUCAGGGAGACAGCAGAUGGCUCGUACGUCCCCAACAAGGGAUUCCUGCGGGACCUGCCCACUAUCCCGGCUCCUCUCCCCCCCCCCCUCCCUCCCCGCUUCUCGUGAUUUCAGGGAGACAGCAGAUGGCUCGGAGACAGCAGAUGGCUCGUACGUCCCCAAUCGGGGCUUCCUGCGGGACCUGGUUGUGCCCGACCCAGAUGCUUCGCCUGCUCUUCUCCUCCAAAUGGAGCACCACCACUUGACGCUCCGUUCCCUCCCCACUUCCCCACCGCGCCCGCAGGGAGACAGCAGAGGGCUCUCCUAUUACCCACCUGCCCUGCCACCCCCUUCCCAUGCCCACAGGGCGACGGCAGAGGGCUCGUAUGUGCCCAACAAGGGCUUCCUGCCGGACCUGCUUGUGCCUGUCUGUGCGCUGCUCCUUCUCCUGCUCUCAUGCUCAACCCUUGUGCAAUUCUUUUCUCUUCCGCCAACCCACGCCCGCAGGGAGACAUCAGAGGGAUCGUAUGUGCCCAACAAGGGCUUCCUGCCGGACCUGGUUGUGCCCGACCCUGAUGCCACACCUGCUCCGUCAGAUGGAGCAGCACCUGAAGAUUCACCUGAUGGCGGCCUGGGUUCUGCUGGGGCUGGAGAGGUUGGGGGCGAAGCGGGGAUGGCUCCCUCUGGUAAGGCUCCCUCUGGUAAGGCUCCCUCCGGUAAGGCUCCCUCUGGUAAGAGUGCUCUCUUUGGUAACCACGUUCUCAGGUCCAAUCACGUGCUGCCAUGUCGGCCGCCCGGCACAACAGUGGAUAUCAAGAAGUCGUCCCACAAGAAGCUGAGCAAGUGGCUGCAUGCCAAGGCUGUCCAUGGGCUGAUAUCAGGCAAGGAGGACAAGCACAGAAAGGAGUUCAUCAUUUCUGCAAUCAACUCCCGCCACCCGACCCUCAUCGCCUUCACACCAGACAAGACGAACAAACCCGCCCAGACCCCUGCUGCUGCAUCCCAAGACGCAUCCGCAGCCGCCCCAGGAGCAGCCACCGCCACCACCACCAGCAGUGGGAGCAGCAGCGCAGCUACUGCUGGUAACAGCAGCGGCAGUGGCAGCGGAAGCAGCAGCAGUGGGGGGCUGACAGUAGAGGAGGUAUUCAAACCCUCUCACCACGUCUCAGCUAUCUUCGAAUCCGUCGGUCUCGACCCACACGCCUACUACUCCCCCUCCGCUGCGCGCGAAGCCGCUCUUUCCUACAUCUCUCUCCACUCCCUCACAAAACCCUCCGACCCCUCUAUAGUCAUCCUCGACGCAACGCUCUGCGACGCACUGUACAAAGGCGCGAUAAAAAAGGGCGCGGCAUACCCCACUGAAUGCCACAAGCGGGACGCGGGCCCCACAUUAGUUCGCCGCAUGCAGGCGCAUCACAGGGUGGAGAGAGCGGGGAAGAGUGUGGUGCGCAAGGGAGGGCUGGUGCCCGUGCAGAUUCUAGUGGAGAGGCGGCAGGGCAACAAGAAGGUGACGCGCGUGUCGGGGCUCGAGGCUUAUCUGGUGGAGGCUGAGCCUCUUGCUGCUGAGCUGCAGAGGAAGUUUGCCUCGAGCACAUCGGUGACUGAAGUGCCAGGAAGGAAGCGGCAGCAGGAGGUGCUGAUUCAGGGAGGGGUUCUGGACGAGUUGGCUCGUCUGCUUGUAGACGUGCAUGGCAUUCCCAAGUCCCAUAUAGAGGACAGCCCAGGGGGUGGUCUAGAGGGGGUGGAGGGAGGAGAUGGUGGUGUGGAGGAGGAAGCAGGGCUGAGAGAAAUGGAACAAAAAUAA
This is a messenger RNA of Closterium sp. Naga37s-1, 2784 nucleotides long. NCBI's taxonomy places the organism in Eukaryota, Viridiplantae, Streptophyta, Zygnematophyceae, Desmidiales, Closteriaceae. The record is from the annotation of a GenBank genome assembly.